This is a messenger RNA of Toxoplasma gondii ME49, 4522 nucleotides long. RefSeq lists its product as hypothetical. The transcript is spliced from 2 exons. The record is from RefSeq and is a predicted model, not a curated record. Bases 439 to 4014 code for a protein of 1191 amino acids. Lineage: Eukaryota; Apicomplexa; Conoidasida; Eucoccidiorida; Sarcocystidae.
GUCGUCGUGAAGGCGAAAACAAAGCCCCACGAUGAGUCGCUGGGCUGCUGCAGCCGCCGCUGUUCUGCAUUCGACUUGGUAAACAUGGAGAUUCCUACCCCGUCUGUUGACGCUUUUCUGUCGUGAUGAUAUCACCUGUAUUUUUAAAUGGGUUGUUUCGAGGAUUUUUUUCCUAGCGUCCGUUUUGCCCGUUUUCUCCCGUUACGAAAGAUCGCAGCUCUCAAUUGCAGGUGGCUGAUGACCAUGUAACACUCGAACGGCUGCGUUUGCCGUCUACCCCCAGAAUUUUCGGAAGGGUUCCCGUUUCCACUUGUUUUUUUAAGCCUUCUUUAUUUCACCCAGUUCUCCUUGUCGCAUCUGUCACGGUCUUCUUGCGGACUUCCGCGACAACGCGCGAAGCAGCCACCACCUCGAUGUCGAGUAUCUUUUGAUUGUACCAUGCAGAGCGCCGCCGGACAAGUUGCCUCAUCUUUUCUUCCUCCUCUUCUGAGGCCUCCCGUCCCCGAAACGUUACUUUUUCUAGAUUCGCCUGAAUAUGAACUCCCCGUUUCUUUCCGGCGUGCGACCGCAGAGGCCGCAGAGCUCCUGCAAUCCUGGGAGGCUCUCUGGGGACUCCUGUGCAAGCACGGACAGGACGCGAAAGUGAUGAAUUGCCCUCGUGUUUCGAGGCCUUUCUCUGACUCCACAAACCAUGUUUCCUUGGCUCUUCAGGUGGCGCAAGAAACACUGCCAGCGACCUCUGCAGUGCCGCCACAAGACAGGAACGAAGACCAGGGCGGAGAAGACGGCGAAACCGUCCCAGAAGCUUGCUUGCUCAUACCUUCGCCUGUGGCGCGGCUGCAGACUGCAACCCCAUGCUCGGACUCGAGUUCAGCGCCGUUGUUCUCUUCCUUGUCUCCUUCUCUGUCCCCUCUGUCUCCUCUGUCUUCUUGUUCUCCCUCUCAUCACUCGCAUUCUCGUUGCCUCUCUUCGUCAUCUGUGUCUCCCUUCGAGCCCUCUGGGCGUCAACUGUUUCAGCUCAGUGUGGUGUUCUGCCGACUAGAUGGAUUUUUCUCCGCGGCAGACACCGCAGCGACAGCGGCAGCAGACAGUGUGCAGAAGCUCUGGAGUGAGUCAUGCACAGCCUUGGCAUCGACGGUCAGUUCUCUGCGCCAUGCCGCUUCCUUGUCUUCUUCUGGAGUCGCGUCCUCUGCCUUUCAAGAACACAGUGGGCUCUCUGCAGGUCGCGCAAAGACGUUCCGGGGACCUGAAUGCUUGGGGGCGAAACUCCUCCACCAGGCGCUGGCAAAUGGUGUCUCUCUGCCGUUGCGAAGCUUCACGGUCAGGCAAGCGGUGGAGAGAGAAGCCUCAGCUGAGAUGGACAGUGAGGACCGCGAAAUCCAAAAGGGAGAAGAGCGACCAGACGCAUGCAACGCAGACCGUUCUGUCUCUGUUUCAAAAGACGACCGAGCAGAGACCAGCACGCAGAACACAGUGGCUGAGAAACGAAGAGCCUGUGCGUCUCAUGAGGACGGCGGGAGAGGAGUCGUCUUCCUUGAAAAGAAACAACGCGUCGGUCCUCCUAGCGUUUGCUGCUAUCUGCGAGGGCUCGAAAACCUAACUCGAGCACAGUGGAGACAAACCAAAGCUGUGCUUUCGUCUGUUCUGGCUGACGCCGCUGCAUGCGCUCGCGUGGUGGAUCGCAGGAGAGAAGGGGGGCACAGCAGGCGCGAGGACUUUGCCGGCAGUCGUCGCAGAGAAGAAGCCAAGGCUCUGAAUGGAGAUGGAGACGCAGACGGCGAAGAGAGGCCAGAGCACAGCGAACGUCCGGAGAGAGGCGAGACACCGAAACACAAGAUCGAGGCAGAGCCGCACCUGACGGAGGCCGCCCAGAGAGGAGGCUGUGCGUCGUCUCAGAAAUGCGGGAAGCAGGGACUGGAGAACAAGUCAGAUGUCAGAACCGCGGGAGAAGAGGAGACUGCGACGGGCCGAAGCGAGGAGAGAUGUCGGAAGGAAGAGGGGCGAAACACUGUUCGCGUUCUGAUUGUCCUCGGGUGGGAUACGAGCAAAGACGAGAGAUGCAGUGAUGACGGUGGCAGUGAGCUCGGCGCGAGGGACGCAGGUGGAGGAGGAGGAAGAUGGGGACGCCAGAGGGCAAAACGUCGUCAAGACAUUGAGGCCUGGGUGCAUGCAGCCAAUCAGCAUUGCGGCUCGACUGUUCGAGUUCACUUCUUCGUGAACCGCGUACGCGGAGGAGGGAGGAGGAGACAUGUGGAAGGCCUCGACAGUUUUGCUGAAGAUGGAAAAGAGGCCGAAGUGGAACAAGGCGCAAACCGAUCGAAAGAGGCCGAACGCUGGAAAGCGCGAGACAGUCUUGUCAAUCAGGAAACAGACAAGCCGGAUGAGACGUCCAGUGUUUCUGCCGUAAGCAGCGUAGAUGACGGUCAAACGGAUGCACUCUGUGGCAACGGGAAGAGCACGAAGGAGAGAGAAGGCGGACUUCCAGAUUUGGAAAAGAGGCCUCACCGACCCGACCUCGAUGAGAAGCCUCCAGCGGCGAACGGCGAUGUAUUGCAAGAUCGAAGCGCUUUGCUUCUGUCUCUUCUCCGUGAUGGAAACCAAUGCAUCAAACAACAACGCCAGACCAUGUUAUUCCUCGGUGGCGACGACUUUUUCCCCGCGCCGCCCGUCGGCGUUUCCUCCUUCGGUUCUCCCCAGCUGAGUUCUUCUCUCGGGGCGCUUCGCACGGACCUCCUGGGCCAGUUUGCCCGCCAGCUGGAAGACCUCGUGUACGUCCCUCUGUUGCUUCGUUCGCGUCUCUCUGCGGCUUCUUGGGGGUCCGAGAAAGCCGCUGCGUCCCCUUACGAUUGCACUCGUGGCAUCCGAGGAAGUCAGGUCCAUGGCAGUGUGCCAGAAACACAGAAAAAAACAAAACUCCUGAGAGACUGCAAUUCGCUCUACCGGGACUCGCGAGGCUUUUUGCCCCCGCCGCCUCGUCUGCUGAUUCACAGCUGCCUCUGCAGCAAGCGAAGGAGACCAGAGGUGAAGUCUUCUUCUCUGCUUCCGGCUUCUGCCGCUCCGCGUUCUUCUUCUCGUCGGGCACAAUCGUCCGCUUCCUCGCAAGACGCUGCCCACCCGGUGUCUGCAUCCCCUUAUCCCGCGCCUUCGGUGACGCGCCCCAGCACAGAGAAUCUUUCUCCGCAGACCCUGAUCCAGCUGGUCGGAGAGAAAUACUCGGCUUGCAUUCAAACCUUUUUGCUUCCUCUGAGCGCGAUCGCCUCCCCCUACGUCGGCCAGACAGAAGCGAAGCUUCGCCGACUUCUCCGGGUCGCGGCAAAUGCGUCUCCGUCUGUCUUGGUUUUGCUUGGAAUCGACCAGUUAGGUCGGAAGCGAGAUCGAGGAGGUCGGCGAGAAGAAGGAGAACAGCGAGGAGCUAGAGAGAGAGAGCUCGUCGGGGGUGCGUCUGACGCGACACAAACGAGUGCAGAAGCCUCUUCGCAAGCGCGUUGGCCGACGGAGAUGACGGGGAAGAGAGAAUGUGGGUACGGUUUGUCGCCUGGAAACAGACGAGAGACAGGCAGUGACACAGACCGAGCUUCAGUGAUGCUCGCCGAAGACGGAGCCAGCGGCAGGGAAGGAAAGAGGACCGAGGAAGCUUACUGUGACGCCUCUGUAGAUGCAGACGAACGGGAACGGAAGGGCGCACGGGGGCGGCGAGAGGGAGGCCGAGCAAACAGUUUCCAGAGAAGGCUUCUCGCGACGCUCCUGGUGGCUCUCGACGAGGUCGAAGACCGUCGAAGAAGACACGAACAACUUCAAAGGGAAGAGGCAGAGGACGACGACACAGAGGUUGCAGAAACGGGAGGACAGUGGGGUCUAGACUCAGGCAGAGAAUCCGUGGGAACCAGACGCAGAGAGUUCGCCGCAGCAGCAGCUGGCAUGGCAAUCAUUGGGGUUGCUUCAGGGACGCCUGACACUCUAGACGAGGCGGUGGUACGAGCAGGCAGACUCGACAAUUGGCUUUCGUGGUGCUGAGUGUGAACAUGAUCUGAAGCUCUGGACGAAAGCGACAGCCCGAGAGAGACGAAAUGGGAUGCUCUCGGUACAUCUGCAAAACCUAGGAAUCGCAGGUACAGACAGACAUAAAAGAAAGGAGCAGAAAGCAGGAGGUGAGAUGCAACACCGGGCAGGGAAGGAACCGGAUAUGCACAGAGAGAGAGAGAGAAGAAGAACGGCAGAGAAAAGAAGAAACAUGGAAAGAAAUUUGCGUUUUUUUGUCGGCACAGGGAUUCCACCAUGUAACGGAGAACAUCGGUUGAGGCAACUAAGCCGUUGCCAAGCAAGGAAAAGUGGAAAUUUUCUGAAUGCAGCGUGUGCGUCCAUUUAACAUUUCCAGAGAGGUAACCAUUGUUACAAACCAGAUAUCGUCUGCGGUGUCUGUGACUGUCAUGGUUACCUUUUCAAUUUCUUUGUUUCCUGAUGAGGCGCACAUACUCUUUUCGUGGCGUCGACCACUGGGAAACAGAUGUUUUCCGAACCCGCC